Molecule: messenger RNA, 2957 nt
Organism: Nelumbo nucifera (sacred lotus)
Lineage: Eukaryota; Viridiplantae; Streptophyta; Magnoliopsida; Proteales; Nelumbonaceae
Product: protein ROOT HAIR DEFECTIVE 3 homolog 2
Biological process (GO): endoplasmic reticulum membrane fusion
Cellular component (GO): endoplasmic reticulum
Molecular function (GO): GTP binding; GTPase activity
Source: RefSeq, a predicted model, not a curated record
CGCUGAGACAGUUCUCUCUCUCUUUAACGUAGCUUAGGUUCUCCUCCCUCCCUCUCUUUCUCUCUCUCUGAGAAGGAAGAAAGAUCGUAGGAGAAACGAGAAAGCUCUGUCUAGAAUCCAUACUGGCUUAAUGCAGAUAAAUCUGAAGCAGAUCCCUUAAUUUUCUAUGUUCUUGAAUGAUUUAUAGGCUUAUUUUGUCAUCUUAUCUGGAUUAAAAAUGGGGGAUGAUUGUUGUUCUACGCAACUAAUCGACGGCGAUGGCGAAUUCAAUGCCACUGGCCUCGAAAAUUUUAGCAAAACUGUAAAGCUCGUUGAAUGCGGACUCUCCUAUGCGGUGGUGGCGAUCAUGGGCCCGCAGAGCAGCGGUAAAAGCACUCUAAUGAACCAUCUUUUCCAUACCAAUUUCAGGGAGAUGGACGCUUUCAAGGGAAGGAGUCAGACUACUAAGGGCAUAUGGAUGGCAAAGUGUAUCGGUAUUGAACCUUGCACAAUUGCCAUGGAUUUGGAGGGUACUGAUGGUAGAGAAAGAGGGGAGGAUGAUACUGCCUUUGAAAAACAGAGUUCCCUAUUUGCUUUGGCAAUUUCAGAUAUUGUACUGAUAAACAUGUGGUGUCAUGAUAUUGGUCGGGAGCAGGCUGCCAAUAAACCACUUCUUAAAACAGUUUUUCAGGUCAUGAUGCGCUUAUUUAGUCCUCGCAAAACAACACUGCUGUUCAUUAUUCGUGAUAAAACAAGGACUCCACUUGAGAAUUUAGAGCCAGUCCUAAGAGAAGAUAUUCAGAAGAUAUGGGAUAAUGUCUCUAAGCCUCAAUCUCACAAGGAUACUCCUCUCAGUGAAUUUUUUAAUGUGGAAGUGACAGCUUUAGCCAGUUUUGAAGAGAAGGAAGAGCUAUUCAAAGAGCAGGUUGCACAGUUACGGCAGCGCUUUUUCCAUUCUAUUGCUCCAGGAGGGCUUGCUGGGGACAGACGUGGUGUUGUCCCUGCUUCAGGGUUUGCUUUCAGUGCACAGCAAAUAUGGAAAAUUAUAAAGGAGAACAAGGACCUUGAUCUUCCUGCACAUAAGGUAAUGGUUGCAACAGUUCGAUGUGAAGAGAUUGCCAGUGAAAGUCUCAGCCAUUUGACUUUAGAUGAGGGUUGGAUAGAGCUAGAAGCAGCUGUUCAGGCUGGGCCAGUGCCAGGCUUUGGGAAAAAUCUCAGUUCAAUUUUAGAAAAAUAUCUAUCAGAGUAUGACAUGGAAGCAAUUUUCUUUGACGAAGGUGUUAGAAAUGCAAAACGAAAAGAGUUGGAGUCGAAGGCAUUACAUUUAAUGAAUCCUGCUUACCAAACAAUGCUAGGACAUCUGCGUUCUCUGUCCCUUGAUAAUUUCAAGAACAGAUUGGAAGGAUUAAUAAAUAGAGGAGAAGGAUUUGCCACAUCUGUUCGUACCUGUACUCAGUCUUCCUUACUUGACUUUGAUCAUGGUUGUGAAGAUGCUGCUAUUCAGCAGGCAAAUUGGGAUGUUUCAAAAGUCAGGGAAAAGUUUUGUCGAGACAUUGAAGCACACGUUGAAUCUAUUCGUAAUGCAAAGCUGUCGGAAAUGAUAACUAAGUAUGAGAAGCAACUCACUGAAACACUUACUGAACCUGUCGAAUCCUUAUUUGAAGCUGCUGGAAAGGACACUUGGACACUGAUAAGAAGACUUGUUGGACGUGAGACUGAAGCUGCUAUAUCAGAAUUUUCAACGGUCCUUACUGGUUUUGAGUUCGAUCAAGCAGAAUUUGAUAAACUGGUACAGAAUCUGCGUGUCUUUGCAAGAAGUAUCGUGGAGAAAAAAGCAAAAGAAGAAGCUGGAAAAGUCUUGAUUCGCAUGAAGGAUAGGUUCUUAACAAUCUUCAGUCAUGAUAAGGAUUCAAUGCCAAGAGUUUGGACUGGAAAAGAAGAUAUUCGGGCAAUUACAAAAGAAGCCCGUGCUUCGGCGCUGAAGCUUUUAUCAGUUAUGGCAGCCAUUCGCUUGGAGGACAAACCAGAUAAGAUUGAAAAUGUUAUUUUUUCUUGUCUUAAGGAUUCAACUGUUGGUUUUCCUGUAUCCAAUGAUAGGAGCAUGGGAACUUCUGUGGAUCCACUUGCUUCAAGCACAUGGGAAGAGGUUCCUCCAAAUAGAACACUGAUUACUCCAGUGCAAUGUAAGUCCUUGUGGAGACAGUUCACAGUAGAGACUGAGUAUACUGUUACUCAAGCCAUCUCUGCACAGGAAGCGCUCAAGGAAAGUAAUAAGUGGUUACCUCCUCCAUGGGCAAUUGUUGCACUACUGAUUCUUGGUUUUAAUGAAUUCAUAAUGAUUUUGAAGAAUCCUUUUUAUCUCAUGGCAUUCUUUGUCAUUGGCUUACUGGCCAAGGCUCUCUGGGUACAACUUGACAUUGCAGGGGAAUUCCGCAAUGGUGCUCUACCAGGUCUACUUUCUAUUUCAUCAAGGUUCUUCCCUACUGUUAUGAACCUUCUGAGAGCACUAGCUGAAGCAGGCCAAGGGGGUCCAACCCCUGAACCACCCAGACAAUACCCAGCUCCGGUUUCUCAGAGUUUCCGGAAUCAAACACAGACUCAAACUCUUUUGACAGAAACAGUACCUGACUCAUCUGUAUCAUCUAAUGUCUCAUCAACUGAGAGUGGUUUUGAAUACUCAAGUUCACAAGUGACACAUAGGCGAGUUGGUAACACUGAAGAAACAACAAAUUCAUGAUCAGUGCUAUGAAAAAGCUAGAUCUGCAGACUGCAGCCAAGGGAGGGAGAUGGUAAACGCUCCAUUUUAGGAGUCCGUGGGAUAGGAUCGGAAUGUAAACCUUUAAUGUGAAAUCUGAAAGGGGUUCUUUUUUGGGAGACUGCAUGCCUUUGCAUGUAUGUCUUAGGUGAUAUAUCUUUCCUUACGAAUUUGCAUACAGUUAUGUUAAUUAUAUAAGAAAAGAGGCUUUGUUUUAAUGUUA